AUGGGUUUAGCGGCUGUAAAAGUUAAGCAAAAGUUUGGUAAUGAUCCUAGAAAUACUACUUGGAGUAAUGAUACCUCAAGAUUUGGUCACCAAUAUUUGGAGAAAUUGGGUUGGCAACCAGGCUCUGGUCUCGGAAGGGUUCCGCAUGCCACCACAACACAUAUUAAAGUUUCAAUCAAAGAUGACAACGUAGGAUUAGGUGCAAAGUUAAGGAGAAAGGAAAAAAAGGAUGAAUUUGAUAGUGGUGAAUGUGCUGGCUUGGACGCAUUCCAACGCUUAUUGGGAAGAUUGAAUGGUAAUGAAAGUUCAAUCUCAAAGGAGAUAGAAAGACAGAAAAAAGAUGAGAUUAUUAAUGGGAAGUGGGGUAUCAAUUUUGUCAAAGGUGAUGUCUUGGCAAGUACAUGGGAUACGGAAACCAAAUCUUUGAAGAAUUACAGCAACGAGAAGAAGAGAGUGCAUCAGAACGAUGAUGAAGAACAAGCGUCCAAAAGGAUAAAGAAAAGCAAGAAGACUCGAAAACAUAAAAAGAAGGCAGACAACGGUGAUUCAACUGAAGAAGCUAAGAAGAGGAAGAAGGACAAAAAGGAAAGUAAAGAAAGAAAAGACAAGAAGGUUAAGAAAUCUGAUACAAAGAAGGAUAAGAAGAGAGACAAAAAAUCAAAGGCUUCAAAAGGCGACAUUGAAGAUCAGUCAGAAAAGCAGAAGAGCAAAACAAAAAAAGACUCUAAAAGGAUCAAAGAGAAAGCAAACAAAACGUCAAGAGAGUCCAUGUUAAAGCCGAAAGCUUCCGAAAGUAAAGAGAUAUCUUCUCGAUUAUCUGUCCGCUCUAAGUGGAUCAAACAAAAGCGCGCGGCUGUAUUGGAUGCAAAGGCUUUGAAUGAGAUCUUCAUGGUAACAACUUGA
Molecule: messenger RNA, 903 nt
Organism: Lachancea fermentati
Lineage: Eukaryota; Fungi; Ascomycota; Saccharomycetes; Saccharomycetales; Saccharomycetaceae
Source: the annotation of a GenBank genome assembly